Anopheles gambiae (African malaria mosquito) is the source of this 2392-nucleotide messenger RNA. It is a transcript of the gene Hs2st, whose product is annotated as heparin sulfate O-sulfotransferase. NCBI's taxonomy places the organism in Eukaryota, Metazoa, Arthropoda, Insecta, Diptera, Culicidae. The transcript has 3 exons. Gene Ontology annotation, molecular function: heparan sulfate 2-sulfotransferase activity. The record is from RefSeq and is a predicted model, not a curated record. Gene Ontology annotation, cellular component: membrane. The coding region runs from base 307 to 1458 and encodes 383 amino acids.
ACACAAGAAAGGUAAACAACAGACCGCAGUACGUCAGAGACCAUUUGUUAUCGUUUUUACACCAUCCAGAAGUAGAAACACGUAGAAUGCUGAAAAGCGGAAAGAAAAAUGUUUCCCUCGAUCGUGGUUGUGUCUAAUUUUCAGUAGUAGUGAACGCUCUCCCCGCAUACCUUCUCCGGCCUUUAGUGUAUUCUUCUAGCUCACCCACCUCACAGCCCCCCCAACCAGCAGAGAGUGUUGUUGUAGGUGAUUGGUGGCCAAAGCGAUAGGAAAGAAGUUUUGCUCCUGGUUGGGACAGGAACGGAAAUGAUAACAACAAAAUACUUGUUUCUGCUCAUAUUGAUUACUGUGGGUUUUGCGUUCAUCCUGCUGUACAACUGGUUCUCGACGAAGGUCAUCCUUGCCGAUAAGCAGCUAACGAUUCAUCUCGCUGAGGGUAACAAUGAGCAACUGAUACACAGCAACGUCAAUCAUUGGCAGACGGCCACGGCCAAGGUGGAUGACAUCACGACGUACCGGAACUACGAUGAAAAGUUUGUGAUAAUUUACAACCGGGUACCGAAGACGGGCAGCACCAGCUUCGUCAACCUUACGUACGAUCUGUGCAAGAAGAAUGCAUUCCACGUACUGCACAUUAACAUUACCGCCAACAUGCACGUACUGUCGCUUCCUAAUCAGCUCAAGUUUGUGCGGAACAUAACCGCAUGGGACAGCAUGAAACCUGCCUUCUACCAUGGACAUAUGGCUUUCCUAGACUUUUCAAAGUACUGCUCCCCUCCCGUAAGCCCCCACACGUGUUCGCCUACUAACGCCACUUCUCUUCCCUCGCCCAGAUUCGGCAUGCCAUCGAAACCGCUGUACAUAAACCUUAUCCGGCAGCCGCUAGAUCGGCUAGUGUCGUACUACUACUUCCUGCGCUACGGGGACGACUAUCGCCCGUACCUCGUGCGCCACCGGGCCGGCGAUACGAUGACGUUCGACGAGUGUGUCGCCCGCCAGAAGCCCGACUGUGAUCCCACCAACAUGUGGCUGCAGAUUCCGUUCUUUUGCGGGCACCAUGCGGAGUGCUGGAACCCGGGCAGCAGCUGGGCCCUGGAGCAGGCAAAGCGCAACCUAGCGAACGACUACUUCCUGGUCGGGUUGACCGAGGAGAUGGACGAGUUUAUCGAGCUGCUGGAGCUUUCGCUGCCCCGCCUCUACCGCGGUGCGGUGACACACUUUCAAAAGUCAAACAAAUCGCACCUGCGCAAAACCAAGUCCAAGGUUGAGCCGGCCGCCGAAACGGUCGCGAAGAUCAAGGAAUCGACCGUGUGGCAGAUGGAGAACGAGCUGUACGAGUUUGCCCGCGAUCAGUUUCACUUCGUGCAGAAGAAGCUGCGGACGCCGGGCAGGAAUGUGAUGCAGGACUUUAUGUACGAGAAAAUUAAACCAAAUCCAAACGGUGCCGCCAAGAACUGAUACAGGAAUCGGGAUCCCGCCCGCAAGGCGAAAGCUCUCAAACGGCGCCGAGAGCGGAUGGCUUGAGCAGAGCGCGGGACCCAUAGGAAGGAAGAGAUGGCUGGGGGGGGAGGUUUGCUCGCACGGUUUUGGUCGUGAUACGGGUGUGUGGAGAAAGAAUGUAUGUGUGCGUGUGUAUGUGUGUGUGUGUGUGUGCGAGUGUGUUCGUAUGUAUGUUUGAUGUCCUUCGUGUUUGUGGCAUAGAUUUAGAAGCAAACAGGAAAAAAAGACACGGAGAAGAGACGGAAGCUCAUGUAAUAUCCGGUUCGUAAUAGGUUAAGGGCAGAAGAAGACGAAAAAGAAAGCAUUGUUGUUGAUUAAUUGUAAUUCUUUUUUUGUAGCAGGCAGCUUUUUCCCUCCCUUAUCCCUCGCUGCCAUAAUAAGGGCCAAUUCAUCUUUGUUUUCAUGUUCCUUCACGCAUCGCAAAUCUUGUCUUCGGACUGAGAUCAUCAUCAAACUCACGUGUGUGUAGUAAUUGUUUUUUUUUUAAUAAUUGCAGAUAGUUAGUGUAGGAAUUGUUUUAAGUUAGAACAGAAAAAAACCUCCCCACAGCUUGCCGUACUCGGGGGUUCGUGUAGCUAAUUUCUACAAUUCAAGCUGAACGGCGGAGGCAGGUAAAAAGACACAAAUUCUAAUUCAUUCCUAGAAAAGGCCGACAUAAUACAACCGUUUCAUAACUUUUGUGAACCGCUUGCUUGCAUCGGAUCUUUCAAACUUUCACACGCGAGAGAAGCUAAAAGACGUUAGAAAGUGCGAAAUUUGAAUAGGUGUAGCGCUGCGCUGGUCAAUAAAAAAGCAUUAAGCAAACAAUGACGAACUACUCUAACCAAAACGCAAAGACGACGCAUACAAUAAAUGAAAUAAAAGAAAUAUUUUUACUAAGCACUCAGAAAAA